Olea europaea var. sylvestris is the source of this 1655-nucleotide messenger RNA. Its product is annotated as bifunctional UDP-glucose 4-epimerase and UDP-xylose 4-epimerase 1-like. Gene Ontology annotation, biological process: galactose metabolic process; rRNA processing. The coding region runs from base 418 to 1473 and encodes 351 amino acids. The transcript has 9 exons. The record is from RefSeq and is a predicted model, not a curated record. Gene Ontology annotation, cellular component: cytosol. Gene Ontology annotation, molecular function: RNA binding; UDP-glucose 4-epimerase activity. NCBI's taxonomy places the organism in Eukaryota, Viridiplantae, Streptophyta, Magnoliopsida, Lamiales, Oleaceae.
CGACUAACGCUCGUCUCUCAUCAAAUCACUUCAAAGGCACGAUUGCACCAAUACUCCCAACUAAUUUUCAAGAUUCCUUAGAGAUCUCAUAGACAAAAUGGGACCUCGCUAAGUCGAGAAAUGCUUUAAGGGUUAUUCAGAUCAAAAGCACCUGUCGGAAAGGUUCAAUUCCCAAUAUAAUUUGGCCGUACCUAACUACAUUUCCCGCCAAACAUUCCAUAAUUGAAAUCCCUUUGUACGUCAUCUUUUUAUCUGCACAAGAGUCUUCUUGAUUUGCUGAAACUCUAUCCUUAUUUAUCACAAGCAUAUCCUCGUACAACCCUUGUAUAUAAUCAAAAAUUUCCAUAUAAAACUUGAAGAUUUUCUUGUAUUAGUGGGCAGUGGGCAUUUUUUCUUUAGUGGUUUUCAUUGUUAACAAUGGCUGGUUCAAGGAGAGAGAGGAUUUUGGUGACUGGCGGUGCUGGAUUCAUAGGGACACACACUGUUGUUCAGCUUUUGAAAGGAGGUUUUAAGGUUUCGAUAAUAGACAACCUUGGAAACGCAGUGGAAGAGGCAAUUCAUAGAGUCAGAAAGUUGGUUGGACCUCAAUUGUCUCAGAAUCUGGAUUUUCAUUUGGGUGAUAUCAGAAAUAAGCAUGAUUUGGAGAAGUUGUUUUCUCAAAAUAAGUUUGAUGCUGUGAUUCAUUUUGCUGGGUUAAAAGCUGUUGGUGAAAGUGUUGCUUAUCCUUUUCGAUAUUUCGACAACAACUUGAUUGGAUCAAUAAAUUUAUACACAAUAAUGGAAAAAUAUAACUGUAAGAAGUUGGUUUUCUCGUCCUCUGCAACGGUGUAUGGUCAACCCGAUAAAAUUCCGUGCGUGGAGGAUUUUCAAUUGAAGGCUAUGAAUCCAUAUGGCCGAACAAAGCUGGUUCUUGAAGAUGUAGCUCGGGAUAUUCACAGGGCGGAUCCAGAAUGGAGAAUCAUUUUGCUCAGAUAUUUCAACCCCGUUGGGGCUCAUGAGAGUGGUAUGAUUGGAGAAGAUCCAAAGGGAAUUCCCAAUAAUCUUAUGCCUUAUAUACAACAAGUAGCUGUUGGCAGAUUACCGGAGUUAAAUGUUUACGGGCAUGACUAUCCCACUCGUGAUGGUAGUGCGAUCCGAGACUACAUCCAUGUUAUGGAUUUAGCAGAUGGUCACGUCGUUGCACUUCAGAAGCUUCUAGAACUCAAGGAUAUAGGUUGUGUUGCAUACAAUCUCGGGACUGGACGUGGCACUUCUGUCCUUGAAAUGGUAGCUGCUUUCGAAAAGGCCUCUGGCAAGAAAAUCCCGGUUAAACUGUGUCCGAGAAGGCCGGGAGAUGCCACCGAAGUCUAUGCUUCAACAGAGAAAGCCGAGAAAGAGCUCGGUUGGAAGGCAAAAUAUGGUAUAGAUGAAAUGAGCAGGGACCAAUGGAAGUGGGCAAGCCAGAAUCCAUGGGGUUACCAAUCCAAACCUUGACAAGCUUGUGUUCGAGCAGUUGUACUUGGGGGCGAUAUUCGACCCCUACAAAUACUUGCUUUAAAAUCAUGUCCUGAAUUUGAUGACUCAAAUUUAUCGAUUCCAAAAUUAGAAUUGUAUUUUGGAUUGUGUUGAAAGGAGUUAAUUUGAAACUCCUAAAGAUUGGAUUUUGCAUUUUCUUA